GAAUUUAUUCAGUAUAAGUGAAUUGUCUCAAGCUAUUUCAUACAAGUUGGAUAGGUGAUACCGGAGCGUUUCCAAACAAUAUGGAUUUACAUAUGGAUCUCCGAAUGGGAUUGCGUUACAGGAAGGCAAUGCAUGUGUCAAUUCUUGUGGGUGCAUGUUUGGCAAUGUUUUUACCACGGGCAUUUGGAGGUACAAAUUAUACCGUAACCGUAGGCCAAAACGCAACGAAACCACAAACGCCUAUUAAAAUAGCAAUACUAUUACCAAAUCGGGAUCGACGAUUGUUUUCAAUACAUCGUGUAUCGCCUGCAAUUUCCUACGCAAUAGAGACCGUGGAAAAACGACGGCUUAUUCCCUCCGUGAAGCUAUCGGUGAAAUACGCAGAUUCAUGGUGUGAUAUCGCGCUUUCUAUGAACGAGGCAAUUAACUUCUACAUGCAGAAGGAAGUGAAUCUUUUCCUGGGCCCGACCUGUGAUUACGCCGCAGCGCCUGUGGCACGACAGAGCAAGUUUUGGAAAGUGCCCAUGGUAACCGCAGGUGCCAUGCAUCGCGAUUUCGGCAUCAACAAAGUCUUCAGGUACACCUACCUGACACGAAUUGGACACAAUAUAGGAUCUCUCGGAGGCUUCUUGGUUUCGGUUUUAACCAAGUUUGAUUGGAGUAAAAUUUUGCUUGCUUACGACCCCAAAGGUCACCAAGAUAUAAUGCACCAGUACUGCCAUAUUACCAUGGAUGGCUUGCAUUACGCUCUGAAGGAGGGCUAUUCCGAAUUGAACAUUAUUCCGGACUACUCAAAGUUUGACAAACUUUCGGAUAUUACUGACAGGAUGCCCAAAGUGAUUGGCAACGAAUACGGUGUUGUUGUGCUAUGUGCCUCUCCGAACUCUGUGCGAGAGAUCAUGCUCAAAGCCGAGGAACUCAAAUUUGACAAUGGAGAAUACGUCUUCUUUAACAUCGACUUGUUCGGGAGCAAAAACCAGAGCGAGUUUCCCUGGUACCGGCCCGAAGAUCCUCCGGAAAGGAACGAGAGGGCCCGAAAGGCGUACGAGGCGUUGAUGACGGUGACGCUCCGGAAACCGACGAGUCCCGAGUAUCACCGAUUCUCAGAAGAAGUCAAGAAAAGAGCCAGGAUGAAAUAUGCUAAUUUUACGUACGGGGAAGAGGAGGUCAACAGUUUCGUUGGUGCUUUCCACGAUGCCGUCAUCCUUUACGCUCUCGCUCUCAACGAGACUCUCGAGGCUAACGGGAAUAUCACAAACGGCGUGGAGAUUACAAAGCGAAUGUGGAACAGAACUUUUAACGGAAUAACAGGGACUGUCAGUAUUGAUGCAAACGGUGACAGAAAUGCAGAUUACUCCCUACUGGAUCUCAACCCAUCAACAGGAAAGUUUGAGGUUGUUGCAAAUUACUACGGCAACAAGAAAAUCUACGAACCAGUGCCCAAUAAACGGAUAUACUGGGCGGGUGGUCGUGAUUCCCCUCCCUCGGAUACACCAAAGUGUGGAUUUGAUGGGUCAAAAUGCCCACCAGACAAGCCUUUCCCAGAAUACGGGAUCGUCAUCAUUGUUCUCGGGUCAUUACUGGUCAUUGUCCUUGUCGCGGCUUUCUUUAUAUACAGACACAUCAAGUUGGAAGCCGAGUUAGCGGAGAUGAACUGGCGGGUAAGAUGGGAGGAUAUAAUGUUCGGAACGAUGGAAAAGCGGAAACUAGAGCGCCAAGGGAGCAGGAUGAGUCUGAACCGGCGGUACUCUGUAGCCAGCUCAAUAUCAGGGGAUACCAUAGCGGUCCAUCUCAGUGACGUGGGCAAUAAACAACUUUUUACCAAAACCGGGUAUUUUAAGGGAACGAUCGUCGCCAUCAAGAGAAUCAACAGGACCAGUUUCAACAUCAACAAGCCGUUACUAAUGGAGAUAAAACGGAUUAAGGAUUUACAGAACGACCACCUGUGUCGGUUUAUAGGAGCCAAUAUCGACCCACCAAACCAAUGCGUUUUGACCGAAUACUGCCAGAAAGGUAGUUUACAGGAUGUUUUGGAAAAUGAACAGAUAAAGUUGGAUUGGAUGUUCCGAUACUCUCUUAUGCAGGACAUCGUUAGGGGUAUGGCUUACCUCCACAGCAGUGAAGUGAGAAGUCACGGCAAUCUGAAGAGUACGAAUUGUGUGGUGGACAGCCGGUUUGUGCUGAAAAUCACUGACUUCGGCCUCCAUUCUAUCCGUGACUUUGACGACGACUCCGAUAUGAAUACAUUUGCAUAUUAUAACAGUAAACUGUGGACUUCACCAGAGCUACUGCGCAUGCACAAUCGGCCACCAGAGGGCACUCAGAAAGGGGACGUCUACAGUUUCGCCAUCAUCUGUCAGGAGAUUGUUUACAGAUGUGGUGUCUUUUAUUUAGAAUACAGCGACCUGGGGCCUCAAGAUGUGUACCAGAAAGUGAAAAACGGAGUGAAGCCCUAUUUCCGGCCCACCAUGAAGGACGAUGAUUGUCCGUCGGACGAUUUGGCGGGGAUCAUACGGAGGUGCUGGGCGGAGGACCCCAUGGAACGGCCUGAUUUCCAGUCGCUCAAGUCCAUCAUACGGAAACUAAACAAGGAUGGAGACAAGGGUAACAUACUCGACAACCUACUGUCCCGGAUGGAGCAGUACGCCAACAACCUGGAGGCGCUGGUGGAGGAGAGAACUGCCGACUACCUCGAGCAGAAGAAAAAGGCAGAGGAUCUGCUUUAUAGUAUGCUGCCCAAACCUGUGGCCAGACAGCUGAUUGCUGGAGAAUCGGUGACGGCGGAGACGUUUGACCACGUGACCAUAUAUUUCAGUGAUAUCUGCGGCUUUACGGCGAUGUCGUCAGAGAGCACGCCCAUGCAGGUUGUCGAUUUGCUUAACGAUCUGUACACAGCAUUUGACUCAAUUAUAGAGAAUUUUGAUAUAUACAAGGUGGAGACAAUAGGCGACGCGUAUAUGGUGGCUUCCGGUUUACCAGUGAAAAACGGAAACCUUCACGCUCGUGAAAUCGCCCGGAUGUCAUUGGCCCUGUUGAACUGUGUUCGAUCUUUUAAGAUACGUCAUAAACCUAACGACCAAUUAAAACUGCGUAUAGGAAUUCACACGGGUUCCGUGUGCGCAGGUGUGGUUGGUCUGAAGAUGCCAAGGUACUGCCUAUUUGGGGACACAGUGAACACGGCAUCAAGAAUGGAGUCUAAUGGACAGCCUCUUCGUAUACAUGUCUCCCCGGACACUAAGGCUGUGUUGGACGACUUCGGUACUUUCCGGUUGGAGCUCAGGGGCCCAGUUGAAAUGAAGGGAAAAGGUGUUGUGACAACGUAUUGGUUAGAGGGAGAAAGCCCCUCCCCUGGGAAUGACGUCAAAGCCAACAAGUUAUGAUGUCAUUCAAGUGAUGAUUGUUUUUCCCGCAUGAUGGACUCGUCUCAGAACGACAUA
Messenger RNA from Liolophura sinensis, 3437 nucleotides. RefSeq names its product atrial natriuretic peptide receptor 1-like. The record is from RefSeq and is a predicted model, not a curated record. Gene Ontology annotation, molecular function: ATP binding; guanylate cyclase activity; adenylate cyclase activity. Gene Ontology annotation, cellular component: plasma membrane. NCBI's taxonomy places the organism in Eukaryota, Metazoa, Mollusca, Polyplacophora, Chitonida, Chitonidae. Gene Ontology annotation, biological process: protein phosphorylation; intracellular signal transduction; receptor guanylyl cyclase signaling pathway.